Molecule: messenger RNA, 4429 nt
Organism: Pristis pectinata (smalltooth sawfish)
Lineage: Eukaryota; Metazoa; Chordata; Chondrichthyes; Rhinopristiformes; Pristidae
Product: Golgi reassembly-stacking protein 1-like
Exons: 9
Coding region: 83-1354 (423 amino acids)
Biological process (GO): Golgi organization
Cellular component (GO): Golgi apparatus
Molecular function (GO): protein binding
Source: RefSeq, a predicted model, not a curated record
GGGGGCGCUGCCGCGGGAGGAGCGCUCCGUCUCUCGGUGAAGCUGCGGCUGGCAGCGCGGAACCCGGGGAACCGAGGGGGCGAUGGGCGGUUCUCAGAGCACCGACAUCCCCAGCGGGGGCAACGAGGGCUUCCACGUACACGGAGUCCAAGAUAAUUCUCCAGCCCAAAAAGCUGGCUUGGAACCAUUCUUUGACUUCAUCCUCACCAUUGGAAAUACUAGGCUGAACAAGGAUAAUGACACUUUUAAGGACCUGCUAAAAGCCAAUGCCGAGAAGCCGGUGAAGUUGGAGGUAUACAGCACAAAGGCUGCAAAGGUUCGGGAGGUGGAGGUUGUCCCCAGUAACAUGUGGGGUGGGCAGGGUCUGCUGGGAGCCAGCGUCCGCUUCUGCAGUUUUGAAGGUGCUCAUGAACAUAUCUGGCAUGUGCUGGAUAUUGAACCAAAUUCGCCAGCAGCCCUGGCAGGUCUCCAGCCUCACACUGAUUACAUCAUUGGUGCAGAUCAAGUAAUGCAAGAGUCUGAAGAUUUUUUCAACCUGGUUGAGGCAUUUGAAGGAAAGCCCUUGAAACUUCUGGUUUAUAAUAGUGAGACAGAUUCCACCAGAGAUGUUAUGGUUACACCCAAUGGUGCCUGGGGAGGAGAAGGAAGUUUGGGUUGUGGCAUCGGAUACGGUUAUUUGCACAGAAUCCCCUCCCGACCUGUUGUGCCAGAGAAGAAGAUUGAGAUUCCAGCACCUCCUGUGGCAAGUGCUGUACCUGUGAGUCCAGAAAAUGGAUACACGGAGGCACCAUUGGUAGCCGCCAGCUUACCGACUGACAAAACGGUUGAGAGUUCAGGCUUGGAGCAGGGACUGGCAGAUCUGACGGUGGAAAACUCCCUUCUUCCUCCUCCUAUACAACGCGUCAUGGAUCCAGGUUUUCCGGCUGGAUCCAUGGAUGUCCCUGUAACUCAUGACUUAUCCAAAAUAUUGAAUGCGUCACUGUCCUCAUCGUCCUCAUCCACCUUUAAUGCAACAACAGAAAGCAAUACUGGAACGGAUGGGUUCCUCACCAAUGAAGAGCUUGAUUUUCACUCUGACCAAGGUGGUGCAGUGACUCCCGAGGGUCUAACAUCUGUUAGUUCAGUGCCACGUGCUGCUGCUUCCUCAAUGGUACGAGAAUCGGAUCAGGAGCUCUCGGAUGUGACUGCCACUUCGCUUCCCACCUCUGCUGAGAUGUUGCCAGAUAUGCAUCCAGACAUCGCCCACACGGAGUCUCCACCGGACGACGGGAAGGAGCCGCCAUCGCAAGGGGAAGAUGCAACCACCCAUGAUCCCCAAUUGACCAAAGAUGAAGCAGGCGAAUCGUUGGGUUGAGGAGACUGCACAGACGACGCACAGCAGCAAAUUAGACUUUUAUGGUGGCUAAUAGCUUUACCUGGGUUUACUUUUAAAAGUAUCUAACUGAUAACUAUUGUGGGGAAAAAAAAGCAAGCAGUUGUAUUUGGGCCUGUUUCUUUGCUCCUUGUCUGUAGGAAAUAACACUGAUGAUUUCAUGACUUUUGCCACAGUACAGGAUGUCUGAAGUUACUUGUUCACAGUGCAAGAAGCAGUAAGGAAUAUUUCACUGAUAGUUUUUGCUACUGUUUGCUAAAUCAUGGUUCUGACCACAGGCCUCCCUUUCCUAAAAAUGGUUAUCUUAAUUUUUAUAUUGUUCAGAAUAAUUUUAAAACUACAGUCUGAUGUUCAGGGGAACAUGGUGAAUGGAAGGUCCUAAUGAAAGUUUAUUUUAAGCUUUUGCCUUUUGGAUGUAUUUUUCCUCAGUGCAACACUACCGUAUCAAUAUAGGAUCAGUGCAAUCAGAUUCCUGGAUAGAAUGGAAUUUAAGGCAGUGGAAAUGAUCAAAAAGACUAGAAGAGUUCAUGAACUUUAGAAAUAUAUUGGGGACUUCUUCUGAUCACUUUGAUUAUUAAGUUGCUCAAUUUUAUUCUCUCUCUUUCAAGCUGAGUGCAGGCAGUUUGCUCAGAAUAUUGUUACUGUUUGAAGGAAAUGUUGCUUGUUGAAAGUUGGACCCUACCAUCAAGAUGACUGAGAUGGAAGUGCAGGUAGAGUAAAUAUAAGUUUAGAAUGUAACACAGUAUUAGCUGUCAGUCUAUACCACAGUUCCAGGGUUUCUAUGAUUUUUCUUUCAUAAUUAAUGAAAAAUAAAAUCCUGGGAUUACAAUUUCUCUCUUUUCCCAUAGAUAAACUUGUCAAAAGAAGAUGUUCUGUAGAAAGUUCAAGUCCAUUGGCUCUGGGUCAAAUAAGUUGCAGAACAAUAUCUCUUCCAAAAUACCAUUGAAGUAGUGAAACCUAAUUAUCUCCCUGAGUAACACAGUGUCCCACUCACAGGUACGGAAUUACAGGGAAGGAAAUGGACAUUGAUAUCCUAUUCUGUGUUUACAUGCUAGUCCUGUAUCACUCAGCUUAAGGGACAGCUCAGCCAUUGUGUUAACUGGUUGCCAUACUUAAGGCCAAAAAGAAAAUGGCAAGCAAUUGAUUUUUGCACUGACUUUCCCCUUACUAUGAAAAUUCAUAUCUAUGCAAACCUUAUGAUUUUUGGGUAACAAUUUUCAUUCUUUUACUUUCUGCUUUAUUGAGGCAACAGGAGGAUUGGUCAAUCUUCUCACAGUUGUCAGCAGGCUGUCUGGUACCAUAGUUAGGUCCAAUUCUGAUCCACCUGAUGGCUUCCUACAAGUAAAUUCCAGCAGUAAUCACUGAAGACAGUAAUUUCUUCUACUAUUUCCAAGGCACUUACUUUGCUAUCUCCUGCCACAUUUAAGCCAAAGACUAACCAGCCUACUGUUUUGAUUGAAAUCACAUGUAAUUGAUGCUAAUUGUUUAACAGCAUAAAUGUAUAUAAUAGGCAGAGUUUUCAGAGUUGAUUCUGUAUUACUUAAACAAGUCAGGUUUAGAUAACGUUGCAUUUUCUCUUGAUAAAAUACUACUUUCCAGAAGCAUCAACUUGUGUUUUAAAUUGGUGGUUCAGAUGCUGCUUAUUACUUGUGCUAGUUAAUGAAGGGUAUGAGGUUUCUUAAUGCUUUUCCUAAUAACGCACAAGGUACUGACUGACUAAAAUUAUAAUUGGGGGGGUGGGGGGUGGUUAAUUCUACAUUUGGGUAGAAUUUACUGGUUAUGGCUUUACAAUACAAUUGAAGCCAAUUACAAUGCCAGUAAUUUUUCUGUCAACAUAUUUUGUAAGUAGUGCUUUCUUUUAAGUGGGGAUUUUUUUCCUUAAUCACUGAACCUCAUUUUGUCCAUUUGAUACUUAAGUUAUGGUCACUGUUUAAAUGGGGGCUUUUAAAUACACUAGGGGACAUAAAACAAUCAUGUUUACAGGUUGCUGGGGAAUAAUUUAUAUUGGGUGUGGACAAGCUACACUGAUGUCAGAUGUGCACUCAUUUUGGGUCGAAGUAAUCUUGCUGCAGAGCUUGAAUGUUGCUCUGCUUUACAAAGAUGCUGAGAGACUUUUGAAGUUUGUACUAAGUUUUUCUUGUCAAGAUUGCCAUUUGCUAAUUCUAGCUUUCCCUAAACCAUCUUGGUGCCCCAUUGCCUUGUGUUUCAUUGUAUCUCCUGUCUCAGAACACCAAUAAACUGUAGACCUGCUGAAAGACCUUGGACGAGGUGCAGAAUGAUGCAACUUCAGUUAAAUGAGAUACUUGCCAAUCAGGAAAAUGCAGAAGGUUUUUGACUAGCAGUUAUAGUAUGUUCACCACAGUGUUUUUUCAAAGGGUCAAUUCUGUUUUUCUAAGAGUUACAUGGUAUUAGCAGAUUUGACUUUUAUGCCAAUUAAUGGGUGUUUAUUUUUUUAGAUAAUCAUGCAUAAAAUGCACAGCUCCUAAAAUGCUUGGCCUUCAGGUGCAUCUUUAAUUAUUUGAAUGGUUCUUAUAAAGUAAAUUUUGGUAGACACUUUGAAUUACCAGAUGAAAUGUGCUGGGUUACUAGUCCUCAUCAUGACUCUAAAUGUUCUCAUUACAUCAGCAUUUUGCCAGCUUUUAUUCACGUUGCCAUUAAAAUUUUUUCACUGCUUCAUUGUUGCACCUUUCCACAUUGGUAGGAGGGAUCAGAAGGCCAGUCCUUUUCCAAUAAAUGCCACCAAUGGACUCCACACUCCCACUCCUUCAAACUAAGCUGAACCUCUUUUGUCAAAAUUCCAGCACUAAGUCUGAUUGUGGCCUAGUUUAAUUUCCACAUCUGUAAGUGUUUUUAUGUUGUGUGUUGCUUUUCAUAUAAUCUGAACAUAAAUGACACAUUGUAGUGACAGCAAGAAGCUUCUGAAAAGGUGAAUGUUGACAAAGGAAAUUGUAUUCUUUUGACAAAAAAAUAAUAUAUGGUUUUAUGUUGAAUGAUGAGUUAAUGAAUGAUGUCUUUUUGAAAGCAUUAAAAUUUUUAAUGUGAGUACAUCACUUUUAA